AUGAUCGCAAACGGUAUCCUUAAUAGUAGCAAGGAACCAACAACACGUUGGGAUUGUUCUGAUGUUGAUCAGGAAAUGGUUAGGAUGUUUCUUGGUGAACGAUUACGUUUUCCGUAUGCAAGUAAUGUUGUUGCGCCAAAUCGAAUGAUGAAAAGCGCAAUGAGUGAACAG
Molecule: messenger RNA, 171 nt
Organism: Loa loa (African eye worm)
Lineage: Eukaryota; Metazoa; Nematoda; Chromadorea; Rhabditida; Onchocercidae
Exons: 1
Source: RefSeq, a predicted model, not a curated record